This is a messenger RNA of Nematostella vectensis (starlet sea anemone), 529 nucleotides long. Its product is annotated as papilin. NCBI's taxonomy places the organism in Eukaryota, Metazoa, Cnidaria, Anthozoa, Actiniaria, Edwardsiidae. The record is from RefSeq and is a predicted model, not a curated record. The transcript has 4 exons. The coding region runs from base 91 to 477 and encodes 128 amino acids.
GUAGUAUGGUAUAAAAUGAGCUUUCGUCUUAUGGGCCAACACACUCCCUCAGCGCUGUGAACAGACUCUUUCUGCCUCGUGUCACCAAAAAUGGUGUUCUACCAAUCCCUCACUCUACUCUCGGUGUUGCUUGUCGCUGUGGUUGCACAAAAGAGCGCACGUCCUAUCAUAAUGGACUGCAAGUAUUCUGUUUACGGAUGCUGCCCGGACGGUGUAACUGAUGCAAAGGGCCACAACGGGGCCGGCUGCACAGCACCUAAAGCCAUGGCGGCCCCACUUUGUUACAGUUCUGAGUUUGGAUGCUGUUGGGAUGAUGUGACCGAGCGACUGCCAGACCGUCCCUGCCCACCCUGUUAUGACAUAUUCCGGUUCGCCUGCAAAUCCUUCAAGUACGGCUGUUUUCAAAAAGCAGGCCCAAAGCAUCGAAAUUUCCUCAGGAGUAACUGCAAAAAGACCUGUGGUCUUUGCCCUCUCUAAAUGCUGUCAGAAUUUUGUGGAUUAAGAUGCAAUAAACCGGUGCGACAGCAGA